Molecule: messenger RNA, 1152 nt
Organism: Fukomys damarensis (Damara mole-rat)
Lineage: Eukaryota; Metazoa; Chordata; Mammalia; Rodentia; Bathyergidae
Product: olfactory receptor 18
Exons: 4
Coding region: 1-1152 (383 amino acids)
Biological process (GO): G protein-coupled receptor signaling pathway
Cellular component (GO): membrane
Molecular function (GO): olfactory receptor activity; G protein-coupled receptor activity
Source: RefSeq, a predicted model, not a curated record
AUGAGAAUUGGUGUGGAGAUUCCUCAAAGAGCUGAAGAGCCACCUUUUACAUCAAGGUGUUCCCGGCUGACUCUACUUUCUGCCACCCGUGAAGACGAAUCUCCAACUCUCAUCUUCUACCAGCCCCUGAAAGGCAGUGGAUCCAAAAUCCUAGUUAUGCCUCAGCAGGAAGAGGUCACAGCCCAUCAAUGCAGGGGACUAAUACUAAAGUGCCUCUGCCAUGGAGAAGUAUGGAAUCUAACAGAUGUUUUGGAAUUCUUUCUUCUGGAAUUCUCAGAAGACCCACACCUACAGCCUGUCCUCUUUGGGCUCUUCCUGUCCAUGUACCUGGUCACAGUGCUCGGGAACCUGCUCAUCAUCCUGGCCGUCAUCUCUGACUCCCACCUCCACACCCCCAUGUACUUCUUCCUCUCCAACCUGUCCUUGGCUGACAUCGGUUUCACCUCCUCUACAAUCCCAAAGUUGAUCGUGAACAUUCACACACACAGCAAAUCCAUCACCUAUGCAGGUUGUCUAACUCAGGUGUCCUUAUUUGCUCUUUUUGGAUGUUUGGACAGCCUGCUGCUGGCAGUGAUGGCCUAUGACCGCUUGGUGGCCAUCUGCCACCCUCUGCACUACCCAGUCAGCAUGAGCCCCCGCCUCUGUGGCUUGUUGGUCCUGGUGUCAUUUUCAUUCGGUCUUUUGGAUGCCCAGGUGCACGGCAUAAUGGCAUCACAACUUGCGUUCUGCUCAGGUGUAGAAAUCCCUCAUUUCUUUUGUGAAUUUCCUCAGCUCCUUAAGCUUGCCUGUCAUUAUAGAUCCACUAACAAUAUAUUAAUAUAUUUUCUUGGUGCCAUCUUUGGUGGUGCUCCAGUCUCAGGGAUCCUUUACUCUUAUACGCAAAUUAUUUCUUCCAUUCUAAGAGUCCCAUCAACAGGUGGGAAGUAUAAAGCCUUCUCCACCUGUAGCUCUCACCUGUUAGUUGUUUGCUUGUUUUAUGGAACAGGCCUUGCAGUGUACUUCAGCUCAGCUGUCUCACAUUCCCCGAAGAAGGAUAUGGUAACCUCAGUGAUGUACACAAUGGUCACCCCCAUGCUGAACCCCUUUAUCUACAGUUUGAAGAACAGGGACAUCAAGAGAGCCCUUUGGAAGCUCCUCAGCAGAAUGGCCUGA